This is a messenger RNA of Cuscuta campestris, 5521 nucleotides long. NCBI's taxonomy places the organism in Eukaryota, Viridiplantae, Streptophyta, Magnoliopsida, Solanales, Convolvulaceae. The record is from the annotation of a GenBank genome assembly.
CUAUUUUUUGGUAAAACAAGAAUCUAAAAUGAAGACCCGAAGCAACAGCCGCCUCUAUGUUACACAAGAGUCAAGACACGCUUGAGAAAAGUCAAAUGGAACAAAGAAAAUAAAAACAUGCUCUGUAUAAUUUCAUUCUCGUUUUUCCACAAACCCACGAUAUAUGUGAACACCGGAGAACCCAGCCUGCGAAUUUUCAAAGCAACCAAUUCAAGGACGAUGACCGCCAUGAAACCCCAUAGCUACCGAUCCCUCUGCUUCUUCAUAAUCCCCCACCUUCUCAUCUCCAUAGCUAAUGCAGUUGACACCAUCACUCCCGCACAUCCCCUCACCGGAAACCAAACCUUAGUCUCCGCCGGCGAGCUCUUCGAAUUGGGGUUCUUCAAUUCCGGAGACUCCGGCCGCCGGUACCUCGGGAUAUGGUACAAGAAAAUCAAAGACAGAACAGUUGUGUGGGUCGCAAACAGAGACAGCCCACUCACGAAAUCCGCCGGAAUCUUGAAAAUCGGCGAGGACGGGAACAUCCAUUUGAUCGACAGUGCCGGAGAUUCAAUCUGGUCAUCCUCGUGGAACCGAACCAACACAUCCGCUCCUAGAAACAUAUUCGCCCAGCUUCUGGAUUCUGGGAAUUUCGUUCUUGCCGGAGAAACAGGGGAUGAUCUGUGGCAAAGCUUUGAUUACCCGACAGACACAUUGUUACCAGGAAUGAAGCUGGGAUGGGAUUCCAAGACCGGAAUAAACCGAUACAUUUCGUCCUGGAAAAGCCCAAAAGAUCCGGGACAAGGGGAUAUAAGCUUCAAGCUAGACAUUAAUGGCUACCCAGAAGCUUUCUUGAGGAAUAAAGACUCAAUCUUUUACAGAAGCGGAGCUUGGAAUGGAGUCCGGUUCAGCGGAGUCCCGGAAAUGGAGACAGAAGGAGUCAUCAGCUUCUCAUUUAAGACGACAAAAGAUGAAAUCUACUACACAUUCCAGAUUCACAACCAAACCCUGUACUCGAGAUUGAUCGUGAACCAGACCGGGUUUCUGGAGAGGUACACGUGGGUCCCGGAGAGCGAAAUCUGGAACAGAUUCUGGUACGCGCCGAAAGACCAGUGCGACGAGUACAGGGAAUGCGGUCCGUUCGGGCGGUGCGACGCCGACGGUUCGCCGGUUUGCCAGUGUUUGACCGGGUUCAAGCCCAAAAACAAGCAGGCCUGGGAUUUGCGAGACGGGUCGGGCGGGUGCGUUCGGGUCAAGGAGUUGGGCUGCGGCGGCGAUGGGUUUAUUGCGUGGAACUACACGAAGUUGCCGGAGAGUGGGGGCGCGUUUGUGGACGAGGGGAUGCGGUUGGACGAGUGCGAGAAGAUGUGCGUUGGGAAUUGCUCGUGCACGGCUUAUAGCAGCGCCAAUGUCAGCGGCGGCGGCGGGUCGGGUUGCGUGAUUUGGACGGCGGAGCUUCUCGAUAUGCGGAAGUUCCCGGCGGAAGGUGACCAACUUCUCUACGUCCGGGUGGCUGCUUUUGAUGCAGAACAAAAUGGUAAUGCAAAAAGGUCUGGACAGAGCUUUGGCAAGACAAAAAAGAUAAUCUUGGCAUGUAGCAUCACACUUGGGAUUGCCCUUAUUCUUUUUGCCCUUUUUAUGUGGGAGAAAAGAAGAACAAGGAGAGCCUUUGCAGCAAAUAUAUACCUCAGAGGUAUAGGAGAAAGAAGUGGAGAUCUUCUAAUGAAUGGAAUUGUUAUUUCAAAAAAGAGAGAGCUUUCUAGGGAAACACUCAAGGAAACAGAUGAGUUGGAAUUACCAUUGUUUGAUCUUGGCACCAUUGUUGUGGCAACAAACAACUUUUCCAAUGAAAAUAAGCUCGGCCGAGGUGGUUUUGGUUGCGUUUACAAGGGAAGACUCAUUAGCGGUGAAGAAAUAGCUGUUAAAAGGCUAUCAGAGAAGUCUAGCCAAGGAGUAGAAGAGUUCAAAAAUGAAAUCAGAUUGAUUGCCAAACUCCAACACAGAAACUUGGUGCGGCUUCUUGGCUGCUGUGUUGAUAAUGAGGAGAAAAUGCUUGUAUAUGAAUACAUGGAAAACAAGAGUCUUGAUUCUUUUUUGUUUGAUAAAGAGAAGAGCUCAUUGCUCGACUGGAGAAGGCGAUUCAACAUCAUUUAUGGAAUUGCUCGUGGGCUUUUGUAUUUGCAUCAAGACUCGAGGUUUAGAAUUAUUCAUAGAGAUCUUAAAGCCAGCAACGUUCUCCUGGACAAGGAAAUGAACCCUAAAAUAUCCGACUUUGGCAUGGCAAGAAUAUUUGGAGACGAAACGGACUCCAAGACUACAAAGAGAGUAGUUGGAACAUAUGGUUAUAUGUCACCAGAAUAUGCAAUGGACGGGCUAUUCUCAAUGAAAUCCGAUGUUUUUAGCUUCGGAGUUCUUGUGCUAGAGGUAGUGACCGGGAAAAAGAACCGAGGGUUCUAUCAACAAAAGGACAACGAUAACCUUUUGGGACUUGCAUGGAAAUUAUGGAAAGAAGGAAGGGGAUUGGAGCUACUAGAUUCAAGUUUGAGUACAGAAACACAUUCAGGAUUCAAUAAUAAUCAAGUCAUGAGAAGUACACAAGUGGGGUUACUCUGUGUCCAGGAGAAAGCUGAAGAUAGACCAACAAUGGCAGCAGUAAUAUUGAUGCUGAGAAGUGAAGAGGGUUUUCUUCCUCAACCUAAACAACCUGGGUUUUGUCUUGGUAGUAGACCGUUAAAAACGGAUUCGUCAUCUAGUGUUUAUAAUGAUCAAUCUUCAAAUGAGCUUACAAUUACCAAGUUGGAUGCUUUGUCGUCACUUGUUUCCUCGUACGGCCUCACCGACACCCUCACCUUUAACCAAACCCUCAAUGAUGGGGAGUUCUUGUCCUCAAAGGCGGCGUCUUUUGUUCUUGGAUUCUUCUCCCCUGAGAAAUCUUCCGGCAAGAGAUAUGUCGGAAUCUGGUUCAAGCAAAUUCCGGAUCAAACCGUUGUUUGGGUCGCUAACAGAGACAACCCCGUCAACGGCACGACGGGAAUCCUCUUCAUCGACGCAGCCGGGAAUCUGGUUAUCCAGGACAACCGAACCGGCGUCUCCGUCUGGAACACCAGUCUUUCUUUUCCGGCGGAGGGUAAGAGAGUAAUUUACUCUGCUCAGUUGCUGGACACCGGGAAUCUGGUCCUGUAUCGCGACGACCCGAAUAGGCGGGUCGGAUCGUGGCAGAGUUUCGAUUACCCGACGAACGUCUUGAUCCCCCACAUGAAGUUCGGCGUGGACAGGAGAACCGGGUUGAACCGGCACCUGACGUCGUGGAAGUCGCCGGAGGAUCCCGGGUCGGGUCAGUACGAAUUUAAAAUGGAGCUGAACGGGACGCCCCAGGCGUUUCUGUACCGGGGUUCGGACCCGGUUUGGAGAACCGGGUCGUGGAGCGGAUCCGGGUGGAGCGGGGUGCCCGAGAUGUCGCCAAAUUACAUAUUUAACCUCGACUACACGGAAAAUAACGAUGAGGUCACGAUGAGUUACUGGAUCCGGGACCCGACGAUACACUCCAUAUUCGUUCUAAACGAGUCGGGCACGGUGAACCGGAUGACGUGGCAGGGAGACGACGUGAAGAAAUGGGUCAAGUUCUGGUCCGCCCCGAGGGACGCGUGCGACGCGUACGACCACUGCGGCGCGUUCGGCUACUGCAACACCGAAAACCCGACGGCGUUCGAGUGCGGUUGCCUCCCCGGAUUCCAGCCGGUCUCCGGGAGAGAGUGGUACCUGAGAGACGGCGUCCACGGCUGCCGGAGGAACAACACGGAGGUGUGCGGGAAGGGGGAAGGGUUCGUGGCGAUGGCGCGCGUGAAGAUACCGGACACAAACACGGCGCGCGUGAACCGGAGCGUGGGGCUGGAAGAGUGCGAGGGGAUUUGCCGGGAGAACUGUUCGUGCAGCGGGUACGCGGUUGCUAACGUCAGCGCGGGAAGUGGGUGCGUCACUUGGUAUGGGCCAUUGUUAGAUAUCAGACAGUUCCCAAAGGGAGGACAAGAUCUUUACAUUCGACUCUCUGCAUCUGAUUUGUUAGGACAACAUGUGAAGAAAGCUAAAGGGCUUCAAGGGAAGAGGCUCGUUGAGGCAUUUGUUUUGCCUGUUGCUGCUGUGGUUCUUGCACUAUGUGCUUUCAUGAUAAAACAAAGGAAAGGCAAAAUCUUUCAAAGCACACUUACGGGCAACAUAGGCAGUACUAGUUUAAAGUCACCUGAUUGGUCUACUUUGGGAAAAGAUAUGAACGAAACUGGAGAGACGGAUGUGGUGAUGUAUGAUCUCAGCGCAAUCAAAACCGCGACGGAUAACUUUUCUGAUGCCAACAAACUCGGUGAAGGCGGAUUUGGUUCUGUUUACAAGGGAAAGUUUCAGAAUGGCGUGGUGGUAGCGGUCAAAAGGCUGUCAAGAAAUUCAGGGCAAGGGAUUGUUGAGUUCAAGAAUGAAGUGACACUUAUUGCUAGGCUACAACAUAGAAAUCUUGUGAGGCUCUUAGGAUGCUGCAUUCAACAAGGAGAAAAAGUGUUGGUCUACGAGUACUUGCCCAACAAAAGCUUGGAUAGUUUUAUAUUCGAUAAGACAAAUGGAGCAUCUCUGAAUUGGAGUGAACGCUUUGAAAUCAUUUUGGGAAUCGCCCGAGGAUUGUUAUAUCUUCACCAAGAUUCUAGGUUAAAAAUCAUCCACAGGGAUUUAAAAGCCAGCAAUGUUUUGUUAGAUGCUGCCAUGCAACCAAAAAUUUCUGAUUUUGGAAUGGCCAGAAUUUUCGGAGGAGAUCAAAUUGAAGCGAAUACGAAUCGUGUAGUCGGGACAUAUGGUUACAUGUCGCCAGAAUACGCAAUGGAAGGUCACUUUUCAGUAAAAUCUGAUGUCUUCAGCUUUGGCGUUAUGUUAUUGGAAAUUGUGAGCGGGAGGAAGAAUAAGAAUCAAUUGAACGAAGACUCUUUGAAUUUAGUAGGAGAUGUUUGGGAUUUGUGGAGUGAUGAAAGACCAUUGGACAUAGUCGAUCCAUCGUUGGGGGUAUCGUAUAAUAGCCGAGAAGCGGUGAGGUGCGUCCACGUCGGGUUGUUGUGUGUCCAGGCAUUUCCAAAUGACAGACCAAGCAUGUCCCAAGUGGUUUUCAUGCUAAGUAAUGAAACAGCUCUCCCUGUUCCUAAUCCACCGGGAUUUGUUUUCAAACUGCCUGGGAAUGUUCCUCCAUGUUCUUCGUCAUUAAGUGUUGGGACUGGGAACCAAACUGUUAAUGAUGUUUCCAUUACAAGACUCGAAGGUCGUUAAACACCAUUAUGCCAUUGUUAAUGUGUGACUAAUUAAGUUAGAUUGGUAAUGAUAUGUCUGAAUUUGUAAUGCGUUUAUAAAUGUAUGCAUAUAUAUAGGAAAUUUAGGUUUAUGAUAUGUCCUGUAUAUGCAUGUGGGAUUUUGGUUAUAGGUGAAGAUGAAGAAUAUGAAAAAUGAGUACAGUUGAGAUGUUUUUUUAACAUCUUUAUAAGUUUUUUUCUGUCACACAUACAUUUUUUAAGUUUGU